AUGGAAUCAAAACUAGCCAUUACAAUAACGGCCAUGGAAAAGAGCAAGUUGCCUGUAAUCCCUGAGGAAUUCAAAGAAGUUAUAACCGGAAUGACCCUUGGUGAUGGUAGUUUAAUAGGCGCUACCCCUAAACCCCGCCAUCGUACCGAUACAAAACGGGGUUUCUCUUGGACCACUGAUUCAUUCGCUACCUUUACACAUCCUUUCUUCACUGAUCUUCACCUUAAAUGGUAUGUCAAGGAAGAGGGGAAAAAUGUUCAGCCUUCGCCUGCUGCCGGGCCCAAUAUAGCUGACCUUUUAACACCUAUAGCUCUUGCUUACUGGCUCUCAGGGGCCGCUACUUACAAUAAAGCUCAAGGUAUAGUAGUAAUAUGUACCGAUUCUUUUACAGCUGAUGAGUUUCGGGUCUAUGGCUACAUUAAAGGAGCUCGUAGGCCCCCAUAUUUAUCCUACAAUGGGUUACCGAGUUGGACUAUGAUGGUUCUCAGCGAUGGUACACUUGAAAUGUGCGGGAAUAAUGCAAGACUUAAAAUGAAACAAAAGGAUAAAGAAUUCGUCCACCACAUAUGGGACCACUUUAACGAAAUUGGAAUCGUUGGUGCCGAGCCUAAAGAGACCUCCCAGUUUCACUCAAAAAAACAAUGGUACCGAAAGGUGGAAGAAAGAAAUGUUAAGAUUAUACCUUCCAAUAUUGCUGACCUAUUGACACCUGUUGCCCUAGCUUAUUGGCUCGCAGGAGAUUCCCAUUACACUAAAGAACAAUAUCAAAUCCGUAUCCCUAAAAGAGAAAUUCCUAAGGUUCAGUGCCUGGUUUCUGAGCAUUUCCCUCAUUCAAUGCCUAAUGAGGUUGAACUCCUGCGUUCGAUCCUUCUUGAUAAGUUGAAUAUUGAGUCUACUCGCAAUGCAGCGGGUAUAAAAGGGAAAGGUCAGUACAUUAUUCGCAUUCCUAAAAGGGAGGUGGGCAAAGUACAGGAACUUGUUAAACCUUAUAUACCUUCUUCGAUGGCUUACCGAGUGGGGCUCUCUUCAUUUUCUACUGGUGCCUGGGGAAGCUAUUCUGGGCCCUCAGGGCAGCAGAAACCUGUCUGUUCUCCUCAUGGGACUCAGGGUCGUCUCUACUCGACUUCUAGUCCUCAUAGUGCUACUCAGUCUACUAUACCCGUGAAGAGCAUUAAGGGUAAGCUGCCAUCCAAUUCCUCUGUGCAGCCAAUCCCAUGGCAUGAGACUAAAGCAAUGACAAUUGGUCGUAACGUAGUGUUAGCUAUGUUUAAGUACCUUAAGGGUACGAAUAGCCCUGUACUAGACUAUCUACAGAGUAAUGAGCGACUUCAACAUCUGAUUACGAAAGAUCCUAAACCAUCACUUGCUGUGUAUAAUGACACCUCUCAAGGUGACCCCCAAACUGUAGCCCAUCACAGUCAAAGUAUGGCAUCCUUGUUUAACAAUCCUGACCUAAUGCCUUACGCAGGUGUGUACCUUCUAAUGUGUAAUCACUUGAAUACAUUUUACGUAGGAUCAACUUUAGCUUUCUCUAAUCGAAUAAAGAAAUACAGAUCGGAGUACUCUAAGCUCAUACGAAAGGGCUCACGGCUCAAUGAUUUUAAUAGCUUUGUCAAACGAGCAGGAGGGUGGGCCAAUAUUACGUUUGGUGUAGUAGUUACGGAAGUGAACCUGUUACAUGAGUUUGCUAUCAAACACCAGGACUACGUGCUUAACGUCAAUGAGAUAGACAUUCUCAUCAACUGUACUAGAUGGAUAAUUCGUGUUCAGGAGCAGGCUAUAAUCACUGUACUAAAGCCUACUGUUAACAGGGAUAACGUGAAGUUCCUAACUCAAUGGACUCCUAAGAAUGUGGCCAAACCAUCUGAAGCUAACAUCGUAGUAACCACUACUGAUGCAACCACAAAUGUAACUAGACAAGUAGCCAACUCGCUCUUCAAAGGUAGAUUAGCAAACCAGCUAGGAAUAGGCUACAACACAUUGAUAGCACAUCUGAAUAAUGAUACUACAGUUUGGAGCCCUACAUUCGGUUUUGUCGUUUCAAUACGGGAAGAAGGAGCUACAGUGGCACCACGACCAUUAGGCCCAACACUUAAUACCAAUGCUAUUCAGGACGUGGACAUUGAGAGUCUUCCAGAUGGGAUUCAUGCAUUACACCAGGAUAAGGAAACGGUACAUGAUACCUACCCUAGUCCUGCUCAGGCAGCUAAGGCCCUGGAUAACAAAGUAGAGUUUAAGUACAUUGAACGGUACGUUAAUAUGGAAAAACCAGUGGCUACUACACAAGGUACAUUCUUCUUUGUCAAGAACCCUAACUACGUUGUGGCUACUAACGUCCAAUGGAGAUCGAACAACCCCAAAGGUACGUCAAGUGGCAUUGUAAGGCAUGAAGAGAUAGUCCGACCUCUCAAUCCUAUUGCACUCUUAGGAAGAGAGGUUGACGUUGACCCUAGUAUUACUAUCAAGGCUGUUGGUCAUCAAUGGUUCUGGUCCUAUGAAUACAGUGAUUAUGCUGACGAGUUUGGGGAAAGCAUAGAGUUCGACUCAUAUAUGGUUCCCGAGACCGAACUGGAAAAGGGAGAUUUACGUUUAUUGGAGGUUGACAACCGGGUCGUUGUUCCUGUUGGGUUUCCUAUUCGCUUUAUUGUUACCGGUGUUGACGUGAUCCACUCUUUUGGUGUUCCUUCUCUCGGUAUUAAGAUGGACUGCCUGCCGGGGCGGUUGAACCAAACUGGUGUCCUCAUCAAUCGUGAAGGUGUCUUCUAUGGGCGGCCUACUCAGCAGGCUAGGCAACCAACAAAAAAGCCAAACCCCGCUCGUGCUUCUGCGGCCUCCUACUCAGGAAGAUCUCUCUCCUUCCGCAGAGGCUUUCCUGUUCGUUCUUUGUCUUCCAACUCUACGACUCAUGUUAAUGUUCACGACUCUACUGAAGACCCUAAUCCUUUGUUUAUACUAGGGAUUACCGAAGCUGAGGGUUGUUUUGACAUUCCAAUUAUGAAUUCUAAGACCAUUAAAACAGGAUUUAGUAUAGGUGUUGAGAUGGUCGCUAAUAAGCAGCAUCUAACUGCAGAAGGGGUCUAUUCAUUGCGAGCCAUAGCUCAAGCUAUGAAUACGGGCCGCGAGACCCCGGAGGGUUACAGACCGGAGCAUACUGUCCCUAGCAGCUCUAACUACAUUCCUCUUGAUCCUAAUGACAAUUCUGGCUUUGUCACAGGUGAUGGGUGUUUUUCCCUCAUUGUGAAGAAUGAUUCCCCUCAUUUUGGAAGAGCAUACUUCGCUAUUGACCAAGCUACUACAAACCGACCACUCUUAGAGUCAAUGUUGCCACUCUUAGGUCUUCCGGGACAAACUCUUCGGCCAAAUGGUCCAGAUAAUCUAAGAAUCUCCACUCAAAAUAGAGCCACUAUUAUAGAGGUCAUUCUUCCUUUCUUUGAAAAGUAUCCACUUUAUGGGGCUAAACGAAUAGCUUUGAUGAAACUCACUGCUGUAUUGGGUCUUAUCGAGUCGAGUAUUCCCAAAGAUUCUAAGCAGCUACGGUGGACACCUGAACUCAAAGCUAAGGUGAAAGCUAUUUGGUCUGACUAG
Molecule: messenger RNA, 3585 nt
Organism: Entrophospora sp. SA101
Lineage: Eukaryota; Fungi; Glomeromycota; Glomeromycetes; Entrophosporales; Entrophosporaceae
Source: the annotation of a GenBank genome assembly